AUCCCAUAUCAACAAUAUUCUAUAUUUUAAUUUGUUAGGUUUUUAUAAUUUGUAUAAUCUUGUUAGCCAUCCCCAAUGUUUGAUUUGUUUUCGAUCUUAAUGGGUCUCCUAACAUUAUAUCAUAUUCCUACGUAAGUCGAGGUUAUUUAGAAUUCAUUGACGAAAAAAAGCAAAUAACUGAAAUUUAAAACUUUUUUAAAAAAUCAUGACCGCUACAAAACAUGGAGACAGAAGAACAUUGAUAAAUUCAAAAUUGGUGUCCUUUAAAUGCCAAAAUAUUCUAACUUGGAGGGUGUUUCAUUUCCUGCAUAUGCAAAACGUUUUGUAUAAUUUUUUUACUUUCAAAGUUGCUUUAACGAAAAGUAUUUAAAAAACAACCCCGCUCUUUUAAAAAUAGUGACGGAUAUCUGGCUAUAAAUAGCGGAGUAGAGAACAUCUCUUAACAUAUCAAGUACAAUUUGUAUUCAUAUCACUCUCUACAUCCUUUGUUUUAGAAAGCACGUCUCAAGGAACGAAAAAAAAUGUCGACCGAGUCGUAUGAUGAGCUAGAGGAACAUAAAUCCAACAAGUCAUCAGAUGCUGUAGAACGAAUCCAAUCUGGAUUUAUCCAUUUCAAGACUCACAAAUAUUUGAAGAAACCUUCGUUGUACAAUGCACUUGCCAAGAGCCAGAACCCCAAGUUUCUGGUGUUUGCUUGUUCGGAUUCCCGAGUCAGCCCUGCUCACAUCGUGAACUUCCAACCUGGGGAAGCCUUUGAAAUUAGAAACAUUGCAAACAUGGUUCCACUUUUUGACAAGACACAACACUCAGGUACUGGUGCGGCUAUGGAAUAUCCAAUUACAAAACUCAACGUGGAGAACAUUCUGGUGAUUGGUCACAGCCGUUGUGGUGGAAUAGAGGCACUCAUGUCCAUUGAAGAUGAUGCAGCUCCUAAUAAGAGCAUCUUUAUAGAAGACUGGGUCAAGAUCGGUACAGCGGCGAAGAACAGGAUCAAGCAGGAGUUUGGAGACCUUAGCUUCGAAGAACAGUGCACCCUUUGUGAGAAGGAAGCGGUGAACGUUACUUUGGCGAAUUUGUUGUCUUACCCAUUCGUGAGAGAAAGGGUGGAGAAGGGUAAGCUCGCCUUAAGAGGAGCUCACUAUGAUUUCGUGAAUGGAACGUUUGAACUUUGGGAACUCGACGUCAAGACCACCACUGCGUUUACCUUUUCUUAAGAUAUCACUACUUACCUUUUCUUUGUGUUGCUUCUAAGUGUGUUAUUGUCAUGUACUUGCUUCUGUUUCUUGUUUAUGUGUCUGUGUGAAAAGAAAUGAAUAAGCUAUAAAGAGCAUUUGUUUAGA
This is a messenger RNA of Brassica oleracea var. oleracea, 1340 nucleotides long. RefSeq names its product beta carbonic anhydrase 3-like. Gene Ontology annotation, biological process: carbon utilization. Gene Ontology annotation, molecular function: carbonate dehydratase activity; zinc ion binding. The transcript is spliced from 8 exons. NCBI's taxonomy places the organism in Eukaryota, Viridiplantae, Streptophyta, Magnoliopsida, Brassicales, Brassicaceae. Bases 522 to 1214 code for a protein of 230 amino acids. The record is from RefSeq and is a predicted model, not a curated record.